Messenger RNA from Pimephales promelas (fathead minnow), 1465 nucleotides. The record is from RefSeq and is a predicted model, not a curated record. NCBI's taxonomy places the organism in Eukaryota, Metazoa, Chordata, Actinopteri, Cypriniformes, Leuciscidae.
GUUCUCAUUUUACCUUUAGAUUUAGAGAAGCCAAAAUCACAAGUGGACGAUUCAAAGUUGAGGGAAGGGGCUGCUCAAGUGGAGCUUGCUAUUGCUGAGAAUCAUGCGAUUCCCAAAUGCGCAGGAAAAGAAGCUAAGAACGGUGCAAACUCAGAGGGUGAAAACAUCGCUCCUCUGAAGUCUACGGUGAAGAAGAAGAAGGCCUCAAAGAAGGCGCCGUCGACAUCAAAGAAGGCCAGAGCGCUCUCCAUCAGCAAACAGAGCAACACCAUCCAGAGAUCUACAAGGAAGCCCCUGAUCACUCCUGCGAGAAGCUUCCUUGAAGCCUCGGUCAUCGGCUCCACGCCACUCAUCACGCCGCGCUUCGACCCCAGGUUGCCAAAGACUCCAGGAUUGAGACUUGCGCAUCACAGGGAGAAGAUCUACAGCAUGUCGGUCAACGGUUCGCCGAUCGCCAGCGGCGGGGAGGACGUGGUCAUCAGUGUCCCUCUGGGAAACGGAGAGUGUGUGCAGCUGCUGGCCAGUGAGAUGGACUCUGCGGAUCUGAGUCGGCUGGACCAGAAAGCCCUGCAGAGCAUCAGGAACCUGCAGAACCGGCUGACGACUCUCUGUGGAUCAGCGAAGUGAACUCCAGCACUGAACGAGUUUUAUCUGUUUUAUAACCAUGUGGGUUUUACUCCUCUUUCCUUCGUGUUUUCAUGUGCUGUAGUUUCCUUGCAUUGAGCUUGUAUCAGGUAGAUUUAAAUAAGAUAGUUCUAGCCAUUAUAAUCUGUUGUACCUUUUGUGUAAAUAUGCCUCUUAAAGACCCUGAUUCCUCAUCGCCGCUGUCGUCUGCUCCUUUACAUUUAUGAGAGUUUGUUCAAACUGUAUUAACUCAGAUGCUUCACCAAAAACUAUUUUUUUAAUCAUGUGAGCAUAUGUACAUUUCAGUCUCUUAAGAAGAGUUAAAACCAACAUGAAUCUGUAUGAUAGCAAAGACAAAUUUAAGUUGUUAAUAUUCCUGUCCUUCACUCAUAUAAACAUCUGAAGUUUCUGUUUGAGGGGAAGAAUUCUGAAUGUUUAUUAAUGGCCUAAAGAUAUUUCUACAGUAUUGCUGUUUAUGGAUCGUUUAGUGUUCAUCUCUUCUGUCACGCUGAACACAGGCUAGAGAUCUGUGGAGAAAGUGGGAUAUUCUCUCAAAUCAAUAACCGGUUUGUUUCAAAAUUAUAUUAACAGGAUGACUCUUAAUAAUGAUUCUUAUAUUUAUAAAUUAUGUAAAUGUAUGAUUGUGCUGCCAAUGUUUGCCUCUAGAGGGCAGUGUGCACAUGUCAAUAUACAACACUUUGUAAAGUUUCAGACACUCGAGAGAUGUCCAAGGACAGAGAAGAACAGCUGACUAAGAGCCUGGCCAGUUUAGUCAUUAUUCAAGCUCAAACUUUUUUAAAAUUGAUAUUCCAGCAACAAUAAAAAAAAGAAGGGAAAUGGC